Molecule: messenger RNA, 2192 nt
Organism: Agrilus planipennis (emerald ash borer)
Lineage: Eukaryota; Metazoa; Arthropoda; Insecta; Coleoptera; Buprestidae
Product: dystrophin-related protein 2
Exons: 12
Coding region: 404-2191 (595 amino acids)
Biological process (GO): synaptic signaling
Cellular component (GO): plasma membrane
Molecular function (GO): zinc ion binding; protein binding
Source: RefSeq, a predicted model, not a curated record
UUUCCGUUAAUGAAGUAUGAAUGAACCAUUGUUGUUGUUUUCUAAAAUUUGUUUAAAAAUUUAAGUUUUUAAUCGGUUUGUUUAGUGUGAUUGUGACGAUAAUACGUUAGAAAAAUGCAAGAUAAUAUUUGUUAACUGAAAUAGGACAAUUAUAAGCAAUAAGAACGUCAGCCACCUGUUGCUAAUAUUUACUGAUAAGAAAUGAAGAAUUGGUAGUUAUUAUAUAUUUCGCUCCAAAAUCAUGAAUGAAGAACAUAUUGAAUGACUUCGUUUUCACAUUCUGACAGGAAAUUAACGUGUAUAUCAAUAAAUAUUUAAUUAUAGUGCAGUAUUUUGAAGAAGUGAAAUUAAGAGGUUAUGUGCUAUAACUGCACUUGUACCACUACCAAUUUUUAGUAAAAACAUGAAUGAAAUUUGGAAAAAACUGGAAAAUGAAAAUGGAUUUCCAUUUUACUAUAACGAAAAAACUAAUACCAAACAAUUGGAUCAUCCAAAGUUUGCUGAUAUUAAACAACGAUUGGACGACUGUAAUUACAUAAAUAAUGGAGUUUAUAGAGUUGCGUCAAAAUUUAGAGUCCUUCAGGGGUCUCUUUUCAUGGAUGAUGUGUCUCUGAUGACAGUAAUUGGAGUGUUUGAAAAGCAUAAAUUGGGACCUACAGAGGGUUGCUUAAACCUUGAAGUUUACGAUUUAGAAGCAAUUCUAUCUGACAUUUAUUUUGCCACCAAUAAGCAAUCUCACGUAAAUAUUGAUGUUGAUUUUGCAACUAAUUUAAUGAUUAAUUUGCUGUAUAACGUAUAUGACAGUAAUCGUGAAGGGAAUAUCCAAGUUUCAUCAACCAAGUUUCUUCUUGCUUUGCUAAGCAACUGUAAAGUUUCCGAUUUUUAUAAUUUCUUGUUCACACAAUGUUCAGAUCAUAAUUAUUGUGUCACUAGAUUAAAACUGCAAUUGUUACUUACUAAAAUAACAGAUAUUAUGUGUUAUCUUCAUGAAGAUUCCUGUUAUGGUCACUAUUUAAUAAAUCCUUCGGUGGAAAGUUGUUUCAGUAAAUGUCCAGGUUUAAUAGGAAUUGAUCAGCCUUCGUUUAUAAAUUGGCUUGAGAGUGGUCCUCAACUUUUCUCAUGGUUAAUAACGUUAUACCGUUUGAAAAUUUCCGAAGGAGUCGUUCACAAUGCAAAAUGCUCAGUGUGUAAAGCAUGCCCCAUUAUAGGUUUACGUUAUAAAUGUACAAAGUGUGUUAACUACACCCAGUGUCAACGUUGUUUUUUUCUAACAAGAACGAACAGUUCCCAUAAAACAAACCAUCCAAUGAAAGAAUAUUGUGUUGAGGGUAAAGGAAAGGAAUUUUCGCAUUCAGUUUUCAAAAAAAUGUUAGGUGUUUUGAAAUGUUCUUCCAGUGAUCAAACAAGUUUUAGGUCAGACGUAGUAGAUGUGAAAUUAUUACGCACUUCUAAUAACAUGCUGGAAAUUGGGAACAUUAGCUGUGAUAAGAUCCGUCCUUUGUCGUCUCCACAAACACAACUUCAACUAAUUAUAAAGCAGUUAGAAUUACAAAAUAGGGAAUUAAAAGAAAUAUUAGUAGUUAGUAAUCAUAAAGAUAAAGAAUUAAAAAAGUAUUUGGAGGAGCAUCGUUCUCACAUAGCGCAGCAAAUCCAGAAACUUAAGACUUUGCAGGAAUACUUACAGUCGACUCAACCGUCGUUAGUAAAUAAUUCGCCAGUUCACAACAAUGUUUGUGUAUCACAAUCGACACCCUUGGUAACAAAUGUACGUUAUCCUCCUAAAGAUCAUCAUUUGGCAUUUUUAAGUCCGAUUCCGCAAAGUUUGGAGUGUGAUACCUAUUCAAAAAGAGACUACGAAAAUUCACCAGAAAACAAUUUUGAAAUCGUAACUAAAGGAAACAGUACUACCGAGUGUAGUAAUUCAUUGGAAAAUUAUUCAGUUAAGGAUAUAAGUACUUGGUUUAAAGAUCCUCUGGUUUCCUCGAAUUCUAAUAGUCAUGUUACCGAUAAUUCUAAUGAGGCCAAUAAUGAUUUAGAUGAUGUCCUAGUUAAGUUGCAACAAAUUCUUGCAAAUAAUUUUAUUCUAGAUGAAGAUUUAGACAAAACUGAUAAUGACCAGUUACAAUAUGCAGUAACAGAAGUAGAGAGCAUGCUGUCAUCCUUAAGGAACGGAGUUGAAAGUAGCAGNUAAA